Messenger RNA from Copidosoma floridanum, 990 nucleotides. Its product is annotated as NADH dehydrogenase [ubiquinone] 1 alpha subcomplex assembly factor 4. Lineage: Eukaryota; Metazoa; Arthropoda; Insecta; Hymenoptera; Encyrtidae. The record is from RefSeq and is a predicted model, not a curated record. Gene Ontology annotation, cellular component: mitochondrion. Gene Ontology annotation, biological process: mitochondrial respiratory chain complex I assembly.
AUGACGCUCAUUUUAAAAAACUUGCAGAAAGAUGAUUUUGUAAUAUGUGAAAAGUGUAACAAAUAAGGAUUUAUUUUGAGAUUGAUCUCAAUCAUACAUAUUUUAUUAAUAGUGCCUGAUAUCUCGGGUAUUAUAAAGAGUAGUAUUAUAAAGAGCUAAGCACGAUGGGCAAGUCGAUGUCGAGGGUGACACGACCCUUGAAAAAUUGGAAUAUCGAAUCAAGAGCACAUAAAGCCAUUUCCAAAGAAAAACGACCAUCUGCUCCUACUUUCGUUUCUGUUCACAAACAAAUAGAAUUAGUUAACGAGUUGGAACCAGAUUACAAAGAACGUGCUUCUAAAAAACAGAAGGACUUGGAUGAAAAUCUGAAGAAAGUUUUUGUCACAUCUACCGAGGGUAACACAAUUGACUCCAGAUAUAAUCCUGAUAAACCACUGCCAAAGGACAAUAAGCUAUGUGAACCAUUCGAGUAUGGGUUCUAUGAGCCUGAACCAAGUAGAAUACCAACUGGUAAAAUAACUUUGAGGCAAGCAAUAGAAUUCAUUGGUAAACAUAGCAAAGAUCCAAAAAAUUACACUGCAGAAAAAAUUGCAGAGGAAUACAAACUAGAUGCAAUAGUGACAGCUGAUAUUCUGGAAUUCUAUAGACUUUUUAAUACCUUCCAAGAAGAACCUGAUUCUAAGGAUAACACUCUUGCUCUGCCCAUAUCUAUGAAAUCGGGAAUAACAAUAAAAUUCAGUAGAAAUCCGGGUAAAGUAAUUCCAGAUAAUCAUUUUGAAGAAGAUCCUAGUACUGAGGAGAUUGACGAGAGGGAGAAGAAAAUCGAAGAUUCUGUAGAGAUAUUUGAUAAACAAAAAGCUCUAGAAGAACAAGAAAAGAAAAAACUUAUCAGUGAAAAAAUUGUAGAAAAGGUGUAAAUAUCUUGAACUGGGAACUAUUGUUGAACUAUAUAAUUCUUUCAAUAGUUUGUAUAUAUAAUUUAUAUAAAUA